Miscanthus lutarioriparius is the source of this 1140-nucleotide messenger RNA. Lineage: Eukaryota; Viridiplantae; Streptophyta; Magnoliopsida; Poales; Poaceae. The record is from the annotation of a GenBank genome assembly.
AUGGCGGCGGUCCUGGAUGCGAUGGUAUCCUUUGUGAUAGACACGCUGAUAAAGAUGCCAGCUGAUGAAAUGGCCAUGUUGUAUGGGGUUCCCGAUGAGAUGAACAAGCUGGAGGGAAAACUGCAGGACCUCAAGGCAGUGCUCGCUGACGCGGAGAGGAGACGCAUAACAGAGAAGGCCGUGCAGCGGUGGGUGCUGAUGCUGAAGGAUGUUAUGUACGAGGCAACUGACAUCCUUGACAUCUGUAUUAUUCAGGCUGAGGAGGGGCAGGAGUCCACCAUGUGUGCAGAAUCGAGGUGCUUCAAUCCCAUAUCAUUCUGCAUGCGGAAUCCUGUCUUCACCCAUGACAUUGGAACCCGCAUCAAGGAUCUCAACAAGAAGCUUGACAGCAUCUGCGAAAGCGGUGCUAAGUUCAACUUCAUUAGAAUGGAGCAGAAUAACCAGCAGGACAGGGGGAUGCUUACUCAUCCUGCCGGCAGUAAGACUUCGCCGGUGAUUGAGCGAUCGAGCUUGGUUGGGAAGAAAAUCGAAGAGGAUACAGUUGAUCUGGUGAAUAUGCUGACAGGCGAAUGGUGGAGCAAUCAUACAGAUGAUUACAUUGUGGUUGCCAUUUCUGGCCCUGGGGGCAUCGGCAAAACCGCAUUGGCCCAGAAUAUUUACAACCAUCAAACCAUCAAAAACAAAUUCAGCAUAAAGAUGUGGUUGAGUAUCACUCAGGCCUGCACUGAAACCGAACUUUUGAGGGAGGCCAUCCAUCAUGCUGAAGGACGAGAUUGCCAUGAUGAUGGGAAGUCUCGGCUUGAGUCAACACUUGCAGACACAAUCAGGGACAAGAAAACCUUUGUGGUACUAGAUGAUAUGUGGACUGCAGCAAAGUGGAACGAUGUGCUCAAGGCAUCCUUCAGUUACGUUGCUCGUGGAAGCCGAGUCCUUGUCACAACGAGAGAUGAUCGAGUCGCCCGUUCGAUGAAGGCUCAGUACCUCCACCAUGUUAACUACUUGGGGCCUCAAGACGCGUGGACCUUGCUCAAAAAAGAGGUCAGAAACGUUUCUUAUCUUUACUUUGAAUCAUCAAACAAUACACUUUUUUCUGCAAAUGUUUUGAAUAGCAAUGCUAAUGUAACUUACAUUGUCUGUUGA